Molecule: messenger RNA, 1206 nt
Organism: Phaedon cochleariae (mustard beetle)
Lineage: Eukaryota; Metazoa; Arthropoda; Insecta; Coleoptera; Chrysomelidae
Source: the annotation of a GenBank genome assembly
CUUAAAUUUGUCAGUACAAUAUCACUUUCUGUAGUGACAAUUAUCAAAAUUUCCCGAAGCUCGUCAAUUUUUCGUGAUCAAAUAAAAUUAUCAAUGAAAAUGGGAGAGUCGAAGAAGAAGGUGAAAAAAUUCAAACCAGCGAAGCGGUUCCGAUAUCUGCCUGGAUCUAUCGACAUUCAUACAAAUUCUGUAGACCUGAAAUGCUACAAUUCUCAUCGAUACAGAGUUUUCAAUGCAAGGCCCCAUGUAGACUGUUGUCCCCUACCACUCAAUCCGUACAAUUUGAUAAACAUUUGUAAACUGAAAAAUGACCUAUCACGAUCGGAGUUGAUAGACAAACAGAACAAGGAACUUCUCAAGAAAAUCAAUAUGAUCAAUCGAAAAGGAGGAAAAGUCGACACUUACAAUCCAAUAGCAUACAGGAGAUCUAACAAAUGGCAAUCUCAUGAAAUCGAAAUGAAAAAACUAGUGAUGGAAAAUAAGGAUUUAUAUAAGUUGUUCAUAACGAGUAAAUCGUAUUACCAGAGCGACAUUUUCAACGAACAAUGGCAACGCACUCUGAAACAAAUGAUGCACGGUUGCAGAUUUCCUGUAGUCAUCAUGAACAAAAUGUCCGUCGACAAUGAGCUGCAAAGUCAACCGUCCAUCAGCGAAGGGCUUGAAAAGGGCAACAUCGUGAGGCCUCUAUGCUAUAUGGAGUUUCAAGUGAAGGACGGCGAAACUAUCGGCCGAAUAGAGAUCGAACUCUACCACGACUUUGUGCCCGUGACGGUGCAGAACUUCCUGGAGAUCUGCAAGGGCGGCGCGAAGGGCGGGUUGACGUACCGCGCAUGCCCCGUGCACCGCCUCAUCAAAGGGCAGUACCUCGAGACGGGCGACAUCACGAAGGGCACAGGAAAGGGGGGUGCGUCCAUUUAUGGGCCCACGUUCAGAGAGGAGAACCAUAUGCUGAGGCACAGCAAAGCAGGUGUUCUUUCAAUGAAGCGACUGCCUCCUACCGUAAAUAAUUCGCAGUUCUGUAUCACCUUCACGAGGAUAGAACAACUCGAUCACAAGAACGUCGUAUUCGGGAAAGUUGUGAAAGGGAACGCGACUCUAUUCAAAAUCCAGAAUUAUGGCCGAGCGAUCGGCAGACCUUAUGUUGAUAUCAUUAUAUCAGAUUGUGGAGAAAUAAAGUGAAUAAAUUUUUCUGAUUUUGACAUGUAA